Molecule: messenger RNA, 3219 nt
Organism: Loa loa (African eye worm)
Lineage: Eukaryota; Metazoa; Nematoda; Chromadorea; Rhabditida; Onchocercidae
Product: zinc finger protein
Exons: 21
Coding region: 208-3147 (979 amino acids)
Biological process (GO): regulation of transcription by RNA polymerase II
Cellular component (GO): nucleus
Molecular function (GO): RNA polymerase II cis-regulatory region sequence-specific DNA binding; DNA-binding transcription factor activity, RNA polymerase II-specific
Source: RefSeq, a predicted model, not a curated record
CAAAUAAUUGGCAGCAGUGGGCGAAUUGGGAUGGAUGAGUCGCUUUGGGGACGAGUUCUGAGAGCGUGACACGGCAUUGGCCGGUGUGAUUUCGGGGAGUUGAUCGGGAAGUUCAGAAAAUCGAAAUUUUCUAUAGCACUCUGAGGUCCUGGUCAUUCAUCUUUGAUGUCAGGUCCUGUUCGAUCGUCACUCUGAAGCGAAGUAUUAAUGGCUGCUUAUCAUCGCCAGGGUAUGCAUACACAUAUGGCACCGACAAAUUUGGCAACACCGGUCCAGUCACUUCCACCAACCUAUUCAUCUUGUACAUCACUUAAUAUACCUCCAUUCGGAAUUCGUAGCACGAAUAUUUCUUCCUCAUCCUCUUUGGAAGAUUUAGCGCUGGAUUCAUUAUUAGGCAGUGAAUAUAGUCGAAAACGUAAAAAUGAGCGUUCAAUAAGCAGUUUGCAUACAUUCUCCGAUAGCGGUACUUCGGUGACUUCCUCAGGUUCUUCAGUGCAAUCAACGUUGAUUAGACCUGCACCUUUAAUAACGGAAAAUGAAUCUAGUUUGUUUCAUUCGCAACUAAUUAUCAGUGAUUUUCGGCAUACCGUGGAACAAGCGCAACAUCUUCAUCCAGCUAAGGGAAGUGGAUCUGAGUUGCAAAACGUGAAUACCAAUACGCUUGAUCGAAGAUUGCCAAUUAAACCUGCUGAAGACGAACAUAUUGUCACUACUCAUAUUCAGAAUUACGGUGGUGUCGUGCAUCAUACGCAAAAGAUACCUAAAAAGAGCAUCAAUGGACAUAGUACAGGACCGUCAUCUUCAGCUCCACAGAAAGAAAGGAAUUAUUCAUAUCAAGCGAAAUCGAAUGCACGCAACAGUACUGCUCCACUCGUUGUAACGGAGGGUAAUUCAGCUGAAAAUGUUGACAUUGAAACACUGGAGGAUCUAAGAUGUGAAUGGCAAGGAUGUAAACGAAAAUUUGCAAGCCAAAAAGUGCUAGUGGACCACGUUUUUACUGCUCAUAUCCAGACAACAAAGGUUUAUACAUGUUUAUGGGAAGGUUGUAAGCGCGAAGAAGCAUUUAAAGCUCAGUAUAUGCUUGUUGUACAUGUUAGACGUCAUACGGGUGAAAAACCUAAUGUUUGUACGUAUCCUGGUUGUGAUAAAUCAUAUAGCCGGUUGGAAAAUUUAAAAACCCACGUGCGAACACAUACCGGAGAACGUCCGUAUCGAUGUGAAUUUCCGGAAUGUGGUAAAGCUUUCAGCAAUGCGUCCGAUCGGGCAAAACAUCAGAAUCGCACACACUCCGAUACGAAACCAUAUCAGUGCAUGAUAAAUGACUGCAUAAAAAGUUACACAGAUCCGUCAUCAUUGAGAAAACAUAUCAAAUCGGUUCACGGUGAUGAAGCGUAUGAAUUAGCAAAAAAGAAUAAAGUUUAUCCGAAGCGACGUAAUGGUAUGGCAUCAGAUACAACGCAAUCUUCAUCGUCGAAAAGUGUUGUUGAUAAGACUAAUGAUGAUAGUGAAGAUGAAAUAUAUCGCAUCAAUUCGCCGACACAGAUGCUGUUGUCUGCUUGUUUGCGUACUGUUGAGAAAAUUAAUGAAAACACACCUGAAGAAAAAAUUCGUACUGGUAAAAAGAAGCGUCCAAAGCGAACACCUCCUUAUCCUGAUGUUUGUGUUAACGCGCAUUACACUUCCGGUGUGGACCCGUCAUCUCCGGAUUCUAAUAGCUUCAGUGGACAAACAGUAACAUCAGUUAAUUCAAAUGCUAGUUCUGGUACAGUGCAGGUUCCACACCCUUCAAAUGUAACGAACAACAAUGGAAACAGUGUAUCGAUGCUUGGGGGUCGUAGAGAUUUUUGUGUUGAUCGCUUCCUCCAGAACAAAGGACAUUUCGAUGAUAGAAGCCUUGAUGGGAAUAUAUCUCAUCACGAAUGCCAGUCUCAUUAUGAUGACUCAUCACCGUCACCACCUUCAGCAAGGAAUGCCGAAAUGGCGAAGUAUCAGAAAGAUGUUGAAGAAUACAUGUAUAAUCCCCAAAGAGCUUCUUCGAUGGUGCGAAAUACGUCACUUAGUUGUAAUGUUGUGGGUGUUACUAUGGGUCAUUCAGUGUUACCAAAUCAGAACCGUUCGGUGGAACAGGUUGCAUAUGCUAUGGAGCGCGUCAACUUACAACCAACGCCAAAUAUUCGUCGUCCACUAAAUCAACAUGUUCAACGGCAAGGAUAUUAUAGUAAUCCGUACGAUGGUGAUUAUGAGGAUUUUGAUCCGAUGGAUCCAUAUCCAACUUCUGUAGGUGACAGCGGUAGUAUGGUUACAGCUAUCACGCCACCAACAGGCCAUCGAAAGUAUUCUCCUGUAACUGUCGUUGAACAAGCGGUACAGACUUACGAUUGGGGAGCAUCAAUGAAAGAGAUCGAUGUGGCUGCACCUGUUCAAGUUCAAACAGCACCAUCGAAAACUAUAGAAACAGAAAAAGGAACAACGAUGACAUGUUUAACACCGAUGAAACUGCCAAUACAGCGACGGGAAGGAGUGCAAGAUGAUCUCUAUACAUAUAGUAGUAAUACGACUGCAACGCCUGCAACCCUUUCAUCUCACCAUCCAAUGAAAAUUAAACCUAAGCAAGAGUGUGGUACUUACAAAAUCGAACAAAUAGAGAAACAAUGUACAGCAACCGGAACACAGCAAUCAAAUUCUGUGACUGAUAGGAAUUAUUGCACGGAAUCGUUACCGACAAACGAUUUCACAUCAGAUCCUGUACUUCCAAACGUUCAUAUGCAACAGAUGCUUGGUGGUACGGUAGAUCCACAAUAUCCAGUAUCCCCAAGUACGUACGAUCAUUCAGCAGUACCUUACGGGAGCCAAUAUACGGACCCGUUAAUGAUGUCUUCCUGCAUGCAAAUCAACACGGAUAAUUCUAGAUACGGAAGAGAUAGUUUCAAUGUAACGGAUCCACAUUCGAGCAGACUACAAAUCGAAAUGCCGGAAAAAGACUCACUGCAAGACCUCGGUAACGAUGAUUUAUUUGGUGAUUUGGCUGGCAUGGAUCCGAUUGUUCUCAGCAAUGUCAAUGAACUGACAUCUUCAUUCGAAAGUAUUGAGUUGAGGAAUUUGGAAACAGAAAGAUUAAACGCGGAUGAACAACCGACUGCAGAGUGAACUAUUCAUUAUAAAAUAUAGGAUGCGAUGGUAAGUGCCGGUGUACAUUGUAUUAUCUGCUUUUUCUCCUGC